Alnus glutinosa is the source of this 1353-nucleotide messenger RNA. Its product is annotated as pectinesterase 31. The record is from RefSeq and is a predicted model, not a curated record. NCBI's taxonomy places the organism in Eukaryota, Viridiplantae, Streptophyta, Magnoliopsida, Fagales, Betulaceae. Gene Ontology annotation, molecular function: pectinesterase activity. Gene Ontology annotation, biological process: cell wall modification. The transcript is spliced from 6 exons. The coding region runs from base 105 to 1058 and encodes 317 amino acids.
UAUAGAUCUUCUAACGAUUUCUUUUCUAUUCGCAAACCCAGAACCCAUUCCAUUUCCAUUGGAGAGAGAGAGAGAGGAGAGCAGAGCAGAGCAUCUCAAUACCAAUGGCGGCAUGUGUUAUAAAGGUGUCACAGGACGGGAAUGGGGACUAUGGGACGGUGCAGGAUGCCAUAGACGCGGUGCCACUCGGCAACACGCGUCGGACCGUGAUUCGUGUGGCGCCAGGCAUCUACAAGCAGCCGGUGUACGUGCCAAAGACCAAGAACUUCAUCACCCUGGCGGGUCUCAGUCCGGAGGACACCGUGCUCACCUGGCACAACACCGCCUCCUCCCAGAUCGAACACCACCAGGCCUCUCGGGUGAUUGGGACUGGGACGUUUGGGUGUGGGAGCACUAUUGUGGAAGGGGAGGAUUUCAUUGCUGAGAAUAUCACUUUUGAAAAUUCUGCUCCUCAGGGUUCAGGUCAAGCUGUGGCAAUUAGAGUAACAGCUGAUCGAUGUGCCUUCUAUAAUUGCAGAUUCCUUGGAUGGCAGGAUACUCUGUACCUGCAUUAUGGAAAACAAUAUUUGAAAGAUUGCUAUAUUGAAGGAAGCGUGGAUUUCAUCUUUGGCAAUAGCACUGCUCUCUUGGAGCAUUGUCAUAUCCACUGCAAGUCAGCAGGUUUCAUAACUGCACAAGGCAGGAAAUCUUCUCAGGAGACAACUGGUUAUGUGUUCUUGAGAUGUGUGAUCACUGGCAAUGAAGGGGCUUCAUACAUGUGUCUUGGACGACCAUGGGGACCUUUCGGGAGGGUGGUCUUUGCAUACACAUAUAUGGAUGCAUGUAUUAAACAUGUAGGGUGGGAUAACUGGGGCAAAACAGAGAAUGAGAGAAAUGCCUGCUUUUAUGAAUACAGGUGUUUUGGGCCGGGUAGUUGCCCGUCAAAACGGGUCACAUGGGCUAGAGAAUUGGUAGAUGAAGAAGCAGAACAGUUCCUCAUGCAUGGUUACAUUGACCCAGAUCAAGAAAGACCUUGGCUUGCCCAGAGAAUGGCCUUGAGGAUACCAUAUUCUGCAUAGAAUUAAGUUAAUUGAAGGCGAGGUGCUGAAGAUUCCGAGCGACCAAUGAAAAGAGCUGGAUUUCUCGAAAUCUUAUUAGCUCCACGUGAAAAGUGUGCAUGAUGAGGUUAUUCUGGCGUUGGUUUGUCAAGAUGCAAGAGAUAAUAAUGUGGUGCCCAAUGAUGUAUGAGCUUCUUAGCAUAUGAACACACAUUCCUUACGCUAUGGUCUAUGGAUCGGAGUUGUAGGGGAGCUAAAUGUCUAUGUAUGUAUAACAUGCCUAUUACCCGUUCUUAAUAAUAUAUAUAUAUAUAUA